CGUGCGGGCGGAGGUGCCGGAUGGCGCCGGCCGGGCCCGGGCCGGUGUCACAGCGCGGGGCCCAUCGGGGGCUGUCGAGGGCCGGGCCGGUGUCACAGCCCGGGGCCCAUCGGGGGCUAUCGAGGGCCGGGCUCGGGCCGGUGUCACAGCCCGGGGCCCUGCCGGUUGUAGUGGUUUCCAUUCAGCCCUCGGUGUUUACCCCACGAUCGGCGUCUUCCUCAGGCAAACAAGGCUUUAGGCCUGAAGGUGAAGCAGCCACAGCCCGGCCUCUUGUCUACGGUUGAAAAGAUGGGGAAUGCUGAAAGCAAUGCCUAUCAGAAUCACCUUUCCAGAUUUCUUCCAGAGGAGCAGUCUGACAUUGAUGGACUGUUUGACACCUUAUCAGGAUCCAGUGGCUCGUCUGGAGCAAAAAAUGCCAAAGCUGCAAAGAAGACUGUGACUCUGGCAGCACUACAGGCACACACCCGGGAGCCCCUGCCAGAGGCAAUGACUGCUCGGUUGUACAAUGGGAUGAAAAGCAUUGACCUGCCUGGAAAAUCAGCCGGGCUCAGUGAACAGAUUGCCAAGGAGCAGUUUGUAAUUUUUAUGUCAAACCUCCUAAAAGGGAAUGCAGAUGAGAAGAUUAGCAUCAUAAUGAGAAUGAUCGCCAGGACGGGAGGGCCUCUGAAGGGCAAACAAAUCCAAGAGUUCACAGAGGAUCUGAUCACAUCUGUAGUCCAUGUACUGAGCUACAGGAAGGAGCUGAAGGGUUGGAGUUUGGAGAAUACAAGGGAUUCUUCAAGUGGAGUCAAAGCUUUGGCUUCUGAGCUGCUCUCAGAGUUGAAGCUUCCAGAUGGGACAAAACCCGUGGGUUCUCAGCUGCUGGAGACAAGUUUUGACCAGAGUGUCAUUGAGGACUGGGUGUACAGAGUCCCCCAGAUCUCAGUUUUCCUCAGUGUUGUCAUCAGGCAAGGCCUCCACGUCCUGCAUUCCCUCCCAGACCAAACCAACGACAUCCUCAACCUGGUUCCUCACUGCAAAGGCAUCAAAGGAAGAGGAGUUGUCAGUCUCUUUGACAUCCCAGCCAUCAUCUACAUCAACUCCCACCUGCCUGCAGAGAUGCAGCACAAGUGGCAGCUUUUAUUUUCCUCCAGGCUCCACGGGGAAAGCUUCUCCCAGCUCUGUGCCCAUAUAGUGAGCAAAGGUCCUUGCAUAGUGAUCAUAAGGGACUUGGAUGGUUUCAUCUUUGGUGGGUUUGCAUCUCACUCCUGGGAGGUGAAGCCUCAGUUUCAAGGUGACAACAGAUGCUUUCUGUUUUCUGUUUCCCCCACUCUGGCUGUGUACACAUACACAGGCUACAAUGACCACUACAUGUAUUUAAACCAUGGCCAACAGACUAUGCCAAAUGGACUUGGCAUGGGUGGGCAGCAUGGCUACUUUGGGCUCUGGAUAGACAGUGACUAUGGGAAGGGCCACAGCAAAGCCAAACCUCGCUGCACCACCUACAACAGCCCCCAGCUGUCAGCCAAAGAGGAUUUCACCCUGGAUGCCAUGGAAGUUUGGGCAGUGGGAGAUGCCCCUGAGAGUGCAGGGAAGAAAGGUAAGAAGAGUAUCCUGGAUGUGGAUCCUCAGGCUCAGGCCUUGCUGGAAAUGGCUGGGAAAAGCCGUCAGAGCGAGGGCCUGCGGGAGCCCGUGGAAGAGGAGGAAGGUGAUGAUGAUGAGAACUAAAGGAGCCACAGUAACAUGUAAAAACUUCACUUUUGUUUUCUUCAAGUGCUGGUGAUGUUCCUUGGACAAGAUAUUCCUUUUUUUUCCCUCCUUGAAUGUACCUAAUUGUCUGGGACAAAGCUGAAGCCUUGUACUUGUGUAAUAUUUAGGUGUAAAGCACUAAUCUGCCUGCAGGGUUUUGUGUGGGGAGGACAGAAAAAUUACCUGGGGACAUAAUCAUUAGGCAUGGCUGAGCUCCAGCUGAAUAUGAAUCUGCUUCCAUUCCCCAUAGAUCAUGUCUGCACACUGAAUUAAAAGCAGCAGAAGUUAUUGACAGUGUGGCAUUCUGUCCUGGAGAAUUGAUAUGUACAUAGUUGUAUAUUUAUAAAACCUGUUCCAGGCACUGAUUAAAGCUCUUAUACCUCAACUGCACAUAUUUAUUUGCAUGCAAUGGAAUUAGUCAGCAAAGCUUACAAACUGUAACAAUGUCUUACACUGUUGAACAUAGAAUAGCCCACAUGAUGCCAUAUGAAGGGUGCUAUAAAUCUGCAUUGCUUCAGUUAAAGCAUUAAAUUUCAAGCUUUCUAAGUCAGAUUUUCAGCAGCUGAUUCCACAUGAGCUGUAGGAUGUUACACAACAAGUUUUAUAGUACUACACUCUCCCUAGUGCAUUUCUCUUCACCUGUUUCUGCAGAAACUUGUCUGUUGCUUUGUAAACUUAGACCAGAAUCAUUGGAGCCAUAUUUAUCCUAAAAAUACCUCCAGCAGAAUUCUCUAGAGAAGGUAGAUUCUUCAGUGGCCACAUGAGACUGGAG
This is a messenger RNA of Melozone crissalis (California towhee), 2500 nucleotides long. RefSeq names its product MTOR associated protein, eak-7 homolog (gene MEAK7). The transcript is spliced from 9 exons. The record is from RefSeq and is a predicted model, not a curated record. Gene Ontology annotation, biological process: TOR signaling. NCBI's taxonomy places the organism in Eukaryota, Metazoa, Chordata, Aves, Passeriformes, Passerellidae. Bases 289 to 1707 code for a protein of 472 amino acids.